Molecule: messenger RNA, 6105 nt
Organism: Coregonus clupeaformis (lake whitefish)
Lineage: Eukaryota; Metazoa; Chordata; Actinopteri; Salmoniformes; Salmonidae
Product: interferon-induced very large GTPase 1-like
Exons: 6
Coding region: 105-5645 (1846 amino acids)
Molecular function (GO): GTPase activity; GTP binding; protein binding
Source: RefSeq, a predicted model, not a curated record
UCAUGAUCCGAUAAUGCGGCAUUGCUACAUUUUUUAAAUUCAUUCUAUGUGGUGUCUAAAUUAGUACAACAUUUCACUUUACUGUUUCGUACAUAUUUGUAUUGAUGCCCAGUUGUGGCAGACAUUUUCUGAAAAUGAAGUGUCCUCGAUGUCACACGCUUUGUGAGGAGGGACAGCCGUUUUGCUUGAGAUGCAACCCAAUCGUCGAGGAAGAGAGAGAGCCAGGCAGUCUGAAAGAUGUGACCUAUGACCGGGGUAGGAGUGGGGCGGCUGAAGACACCUUGCCAAUGGACAGUUCCUCAGAUGAAGAGGACUUUCAUGAUGCAAGUGAUCAAUUCCUUGACUUAUACCUUGGGGAAGAUGAGGACACAUCUCAGAGAGUACAAGCUGACGGUCUGGACGCAGAGCCAGCUCAACAUAUGGAUGCUGCUGUAGAAGAGCUUUCCUCCCCUGGAAAUAUAACAGUUCACUAUGUUGGCAGUGACUCUGUUUCUCUGAGCUGGCUUCCUUUUGACCAGACACAGAGGUACGAAUUGACCUACUCCUGCGACACCCAGAGAGAGAUCCUGUCCAUCCAAGGCUCCAACAGCACAGAGGUGGAAGGCCUGGACCCGGGGACAGAGUACACUUUCAGCGUCACAUCGUUCACUGACGAUAGGAAUCAGAGAGCGUCGGUCACAUUGUCCAUGUAUACAAAACCUGUGCCACCCGAAAAGAUAAAGAUAGAUAAUGUCAGCAGUGAAUCAGUGUCUCUGAGUUGGGACAAACCGGUUGGUGUCAUUAAGGCAUGUCUCGUGACCUGUUCCUGUGACGGAGAGGAAGUCCAGAAGAUAACAACAGAAUCCAACACCCUGACAAUUUCCAGUCUGAUUCCAGGUGUCAAGUACUCCUUCCACGUUUCUACGGUGCUGAAGAACGGGACCCAAAGCAAGUCGGCUGUGACAUAUGCCCGCACAAAAACCCACCUGGAGAGCUUGCUGCUGGACCUGGGGUUGGAACAACACUACACAGAGAAACUCACCCUGAGCACCGUGCUGCAGAUCGAUGAGAAGACCGUCACUGAUGAACCUGCUCAGACUCUCUCAGCCCUGCCAUGGAUUUUCCUAAAAAGGUUAAUGAUGGUUAAUGUAACUGCUAGAAGUGUGAAAUGCACCACAUCAGGAGGCGAGGCAAGUUGUGAUGCUUCAUUUUGCAACAUAGACCUAGAUCUGGAGAAUCUUGUUGAUAACCUGGACUCUAGUAAUAUGGUAAACCCCUUAGACAUUGUUACUGCUCUCUUUCUGUGCUCUAACAGUUUUCUGCAGCAAGAGAUGGUCAUGAAAAUGUCAAUGUGUCAGUUUUCUGUGCCCCUGCUUCUCCCCAAUUGUGAGACAGAACAGUGUAUGCUCAUGCUUUGGGCAAUGCGAGACAUUGUCAAAAAGUUUAGACCUCAUUCAUUGGCAGACCCAAGAGGAUUUGUUGAAGACAGGAUUGUUUUCUCUGACCUCCCUAUGGUCUCUUUUGUCAGAUUGGGUGAGUGCUCUCUGUCCAAGUCACAGAUUCUUAACAAGCUACUGAGUAAUCCCCAACAGUAUCACGACACGUUUGUCCACCAUGACAUGGAAUGCGGUGAUAGUCCAAGGAGGAUAUCAAAUGGAUUGGUUGAAAUAAGCUGGUACCUCCCAAGUGGGAAAAAAAACAUUGAUAUUUUUGGUGAAGCUGUUGCUGUAACCAAUCUGAGAGGGGACAUCAGUUCUUUUGAAACACAAUAUUCCUUUCUUUGCCAGACCUCUGCAGCAGUCUUUGUAUUCUUUGACAACCUGGACACCAAGUACAAGCUACUGACCAGCCAACACACCAAGGCACAGCUGUUUCUGGUGGGUAACCCACAGAGCAAGAGCUUCAGCAUUGCUGCUUUAAAGAAAACAGCAGCAGAGUUGAACUUGAAGAAAAGCAACGUCAUCCUGAAAACCAAACAGAUGAAUGAUGCAGACUUUGUGAAGAACCUGCGAAACACAGUUGGUGAGGUGAUCAAGAGUUCAAAGUCCAGAAUGCCAUUGGAGCAGAUGGUUGAAGUGGCACACGAGCUUGGGAUCUUGGUUGAUGAGGACUGCCAAGAAUGUCAGAGUGCCAAGCAAAAUGCGGAUGCAAUCACGUCAAAAAUUCAUGACACACCACAGUAUAAGGAAAGACAGCUUCCCUUGCAAGGGCAGAUAUGGAAGGAGCUGGCACGUCUAGAGAAAGAGGAAUGCAGACUGCAGAAAGCUGGCGACAAGAACAUUGAGACGUACAAAAGUGAACUCCAAACAGAAAAAAGACAACUUAGGGAACAGCAAAGGAGGUAUGACAUGUCAGAGGCAAUGACCUGCUUCAUAAAUGCAAUAUCAAGCACAGGACUAGAGAGGUCCUACUUUUUGAAAUGGAUGCGUAUGAAUCUGGACAAUCUGUCUCGUAAAAACCUUUCUGGCCUUAGGGAGCUGUACAAAGAAAAGUCUCAGAACACAUCUGAAAACAAAGAAGAAAUUGCAUACCUUGAUAAACAGAUUUCAAACAGUUCUUUAGGAACGGAACAUUUCCUACGGGAAAUGGGUCAACUGUACGAAUCUGCGGUCUUACUGAGCGAAACUGAAGAGUCAAGGCAACAACUGCAGCAUUUGCCCAAACUAUGUGCUGAGUUGCUUCUGGAUGGGUUUCCUCUGGAGCUGGUGGAUGGAGAUGCGUCCAACAUACCUCUGAGAUGGGUGAGUGAUGUGCUGCAUCAGCUCAAUGUCUUGGUGCAGCCAAAGAACAAGAUCCUGGUGGUAACCGUUCUAGGUGUUCAAAGCACGGGAAAGUCCACUCUACUGAAUACUAUGUUUGGAGUGCAGUUCGCAGUCAGUAGUGGCAGAUGCACAAGAGGGGCCUUCAUGCUUCUCAUCAAAAUCAAAGACGACUUCAAGAAAGAGCUGAACUGCGACUUUGUAGUGAUCAUCGACACAGAAGGACUGAAGUCUCCAGAGCUGGCACAGCUGGAUGACAGCUAUGAGCACGACAAUGAGCUAGCCACACUAGUUGUCGGGCUGAGUGAUGUCACAAUAAUAAACAUUGCCAUGGAGAACUCAACCGAGAUGAAGGACAUCCUUCAAAUUGUUGUCCAUGCUUUUCUCCGGAUGAAAGAGGUGGGAAAGAAGCCCAAGUGUCAAUUUGUCCACCAGAAUGUGGCAGAUGUCUCGGCACACGACAAGAACAUGAGAGACCGGAAACUACUGUUGGAGCAAUUGAACGAGAUGACCCAGGCAGCAGCCAGCAUGGAAAGCAAAGAAGAUAACAAGAUCUUCACAGAUGUAAUGGAAUACAACCCAGAGACUGGUAACUGGUACAUCCCUGGACUUUGGCACGGUAGCCCUCCAAUGGCACCUGUCAACGCUGGGUACAGUGAGUCUGUCUACGAGUUUAAAAAAAACAUGAUUGAAGUUUUGGAGAAAUGUGAGGCCUCUGGAAACAACAUAACAGAGUUUCUGGAGUGGACAAAAAGCUUGUGGAAUGCUGUGAAGUAUGAAAACUUCAUUUUCAGCUUCAGAAACAGUCUAGUGGCUGAUGCCUACAUGAAGCUGUGCACUGAGUUCCACAAAUGGGAAUGGUCAUUCAAAAAGCACAUGUACACUUGGGUAACAAAUGCUGAAACAAGGAUCUCCAACUUUGGGACAAUCACUGUGAAAUCUGAGGCAUCAGACAUGAAAGACUUGAUUGGCAAAUUGAAAAACAAAGCUUUGCUUGAGCUUUCCAAAUGGGAGAAGACCAUUCUUGACAACUUGACAAAGUAUUAUGAACAAACAGAAGGCCAUGUGCAUCUAGUGGAGGGAUACAGAGAGGUCUUCUCCAACAGUGCAAAAAGCCUUCGACGAGAAAUGGAGAACUCUGUGCUGAAUCAACUUGAAGCAGCUGCUGAGAUCAGACAGGGAAUGAACAAUCUGGACACAAUAAAGAAGACCCACACAGCAAGACUGGAAGAGAAUGUGCUGGGAUUAAUUGAUGAAUGCAGGAAGAGCAAAUCUGAGAAAUCGGAUAGGGAGCUAGAGAGAGAUUUUGAUCAGAUGUGGAAUGAAACUGUGCGGAAGUUGUCCUUCAAAGGAUUGAAGAGUGAAAACAUUUGUGGAAAGAUUUUUCGCCAGCUCCGUUCAAACCUGACCCGGAAGGGAAGUUCUGUGAAUGAAAUGAUAGCUAGAGUAAGGCUGGAACAAUUUGGAAAAGAGCCAUUCAAAGUCCCUUCUGAUGGGUUUAUAGGGAAAGUAAAACAAUGGUUUCACUUGGAUGAACACACACAGAAAACCCAGUUGAUGGCUGACAACCUCAUAGAGACUUGCAGACAAUUUGUGUUGGAGAAGGUGGAAAGGAAAACAGAUUACCAUGAUAAUUAUAUUCUGGAAAUCCUAAACAUGAUUGAUGAAAGAUUAAAAGCCAGCAAAGAUCUUGAGACUGAUGUCAAAUUUGAAGUCUUACUAAAACUACAUAUCUGUGGAGCUGCAGCCAGGGAAUUUCAGAAAAUGCAUGAUCAUUUCAUACAAGUCAAUGACCCACGCCGAUGCCUUGAUCUGUACAAAGACAAGUACUGCUCUGACUUCAAGGACUUGUUCAAUGAACGAGACCAGUGUCAGAAAAAAGCAGAAGAAUUCACCUGCCUCUGCCUCAGACCUGCACUGGAAGAAAGUGUUGCCCAUUCCUUGGGUCCAGAUAUCGUUGAUGAAAUGCUGACAGGAGAAAAUGCCCUUCAAUUCAGCACUCGUGCAUUUUUCCAGUACUCAAUCUUGAAACAUUUGCUUUCAGAAUUCAACUUUGAGAACUAUGACAGCUACAUUUGUUCGUAUGAAAAGUUUGUCAAGAAUUGGAUAUUUGGUCAAAUCAAGGAGCGCUUUUCAAAGGGGCAAAAAAUGUUUCAGUUGGAAGACAAACAUCUGAAAGCGAUCGUCAAGAAAAUAACAGAUGCCAUAACAAAGGCCCAAACCAACAAAAACAGCAACUUUGAGAAAUUAAUUCAGAACAUUUGCAGGGAGCUUGGAGAUACACUGGUCAUUCCCAAGGAUGCUCUGAGUGCCUUCAUGAUCCUCAAUAAUGCUGAACAAGAGCAGUUUGCCCACUGUCUCAAAACAUCUGUUGAAGAAAUGGAAAAAUCUCUGAGGAUCAAGUUCCAAGAGGGAGUGGAUGCACAGAGGAAACUAGAACAAUUGAGGAUUAAACCACAGAAUGUUCUUUUCAAAAGAGUGUUUGGCUGCGGGAAGCAGUGUCCAUUCUGCAAGGCACCGUGCGAGGCAGGAGGAGAGGCCCACACAGACCACUGUGCCUCAAUACACAGACCACAGGGUCUGGGCCAGUACAGGUUUGAGCACUCAAGGAAACUCGUGACUGAUAUCUGCUCCUCCUCUGUGUUCAGUGAGCAAAAAUUCAUAUGCUACGAGACGAAUCAAACAUACCAUCCUUACAAAAAGUACAGAGACAUUUUCCCUAACUGGCAUAUCCCGGCCGAUCCCAGCAUCGAGGCAUCAGACUACUGGAAAUAUGUGAUGGCAAAAUUCAAUAAGGAAUUUGCCAAAAAGUAUGACGCACUCCCAGCAAUAACACCACCUGCCUGGAAAUUGAUCACAAAGGAACAGGCAGAAAAAAGCCUCAAAGAGUCUUUUAGCAUCAAUUGAGAGCCUCUACCUCAAAGAGGAAUUGUAAUAUAAGGAACAAUGAUUUGUCGGGCCAUAGUCUAACAAAAGACAUUACCUGCAAGAAUAAAUGUCAGAUUUAAUGUCAGAUUUCAAAUAUGAAUGAUUCUAAAUCUGUUUAUGUACAUUUUCACAAUCAAGACGUGGUCCUUGCCAUCUGCUUCAUGAGCAGAAUAUUCUGUAAAAUGAAGAGCCAUGGAAUGGGGGCUGGAAUGAUAAUCUGUUAUACACUGUGCCACUACUUGUCACUUACUCUGUUUUUGCAUCACUUGAAAGAAAUUCGCAAAAAGAUACAUCAGUCCUUGAACUUGAUGUGUCUACUUGGUAGGCACUGACAACAAUCAAUGAGGAAUCUGUUUUCCAAUGCUUUAAAGGGGCAAUCAGCAGUUGCUUCAUCCAUUUUUGGACUUAUAAAUUAAUCAUCAUAUGUACCCAUUGAUUC